CUCAAUGAACCAAGAUGGCGAAUAAGUUCGAGGUGCCGACAUGGGCUGGAAAACCACCGCCUGGAUUACAUCUGGAUGUUAUGAAAGACACAAAAAUGGUUGAGAAACUGAUGGUUGAUGAGAAAAAGUGCUAUCUUUUUGGGCGUAAUCCUGAUGUCUGUGACUUCUGUAUUGAUCACCAAUCUUGCUCCAGAGUACAUGCGGCUCUGGUUUAUCAUAAACACUUGAACAGAUCAUUUAUAAUAGACUUAAACAGCACACAUGGCACCUUCCUUGGUACUAUACGUUUAGAAGGCAGUAAACCACAACAAGUUCCCAUAGAUAGUACUCUGCGAUUUGGAGCAUCAACACGAUCUUAUGCAAUUCGAGAGAAACCCCAGACUAUCGCUAAGUCUGCCAUGAAGACUGACAAAGAGGAGAAAGAGAAUUCUGUAAUGGAUGAGCUUCAUGGAGGGUUGCUAGGGUUACCAGAAGAGGAGACAGAAUUAGAUAAUUUAACUGAGUUCAACACGGCACAUAAUAAGCGUCUUGGAGUGGCGGGUAAUGUAGAAGACACAGGUGGCACUACUGAUAUCACAAGACCACCGUUAAAAAGGAAAAGGAAAAACUCUCAUGUUUCAUUUCAAGAUGGAGAAGAAGUAAUCAAUCCAGGUAAAGGAAAUAAAAAGAAAACUGAGAGUGUGCCCAACCCAAGCAUGGCGGAGAACAUUACACGCAGGUUACAAAGUUUUUCCUACACACGCUCUCUCUAUGCUGAUCUCCCGGCAUCUAGUGAUGAACAGAUGCAGAUAUCACCCACUUCGCCGACCACGCCACCAACAGGACCUUACCCCACCACACCUGGUGGUGCCUCUUUUAAUUUUGUUCCAAACUUGGCCCCAGAGGUUGGACCGAGUGUGGAGCCAACGUCACCGUCACAGGCCCAGGCAGCCCCAGUUACUGUGGGACUAAAAGACAUGGAGCCAAGGAAAAAGUUCUUCCCGAAAGAAGCGUGGCCAGGAAAGAAACCGACACAGUCUCUAUUAUUGUAGUACUGGAUACUAUUGUGUUUGUUUGAGUGAGGUGUUGCGUGCACCAAUGUUGGAAACCAUCCUUGCGUGCUGAAAAGUUUGUGAUGUGACAUUUUGAACACCUAUUCCUACAUCCAAGUUCACACCAGGAAACGGCAGUACAUUGGAAACAAUAUAAAUGUACAUGGAGAGAGAUAAACUCUGAGAUGAGCAAAAGAAUGUUUUUUGUAGUAACGUAUUUUCAGAUGACUUUUCUAAACGAUGUAUUUAAACUGUGAAUAGUCUCCAGGUUAUUGUGAACAGACCAGCAUAGUAAAACAUGAACAUUCAAUUUUCUUGUAUUUCAUUGUUGUGUUGUAUCAUUUGUCGUCUGCAUGUCUGUCUUUGUGGUGCCAACUGUGUUGGCAUUAUACGUAUUAUACAAUACAAGUACCGGUACUGACUUAAAAACAAAAUUUGCACUUUAAAAAAAAAAAUUUUUUUUUUAAUAUA
This is a messenger RNA of Saccoglossus kowalevskii, 1502 nucleotides long. Its product is annotated as nuclear inhibitor of protein phosphatase 1-like. Gene Ontology annotation, molecular function: protein binding. Lineage: Eukaryota; Metazoa; Hemichordata; Enteropneusta; Harrimaniidae. The record is from RefSeq and is a predicted model, not a curated record.